AUGGAUGCCUUCUCGGGUUAUAACCAGAUCGCCAUGGAACCUUCCGAUCAAGAGCACACAUCUUUCACCACCGACAAGGGUUUGUAUUGUUACAAGGUAAUGUCAUUUGGUCUAAAGAACACCGGGGCCACAUACCAGAGACUAGUCAACGCCAUGUUCGUAGAUCAUAUCGGGAAAAUAAUGGAGGUUUAUGUAGACGACUUGCUUGUCAAGAGCAUCACCAUGGAAGACCACAUCAAGAACCUGGGUAUUGUCUUCGACAUCUUACUCCAGUACGGUAUGCGACUCAACCCAGACAAGUGCGUAUUUGGCGUACUUGGUGGAAAAUUCCUGGGCUUUGUAGUCAGCGAAAGGGGCAUAGAAGCAAAUCCUGAAAAGGUUCAGGCCAUCCUCGACAUGGCACAGCCAAAGACAAGGAAUAAGGGACUCGAGCAUGACAAGGCUUUCCAGGGUAUCCGAGACUACCUGGCAUCAGUGUCCACUCUUUACAAACCCAUCCCCGGGGAAGUCCUGUACAUCUAUCUCGCAGUAUCGGUUACAGCGAUCAGCGCUGCCCCGGUCAGACGCGAGAACACUGAUGAACUGCCAGUCUAUUACACCGGUAAGGGGUUCAACGACACCAAAUCCAUGUACUCCGAUAUUGAAAAUUUUGCCCUCGCACUCCUCAAAGCCUCCCGGCGACUACGACAAUAUUUCCAAGCUCACACUAUACAUGUCUUGACCAACCAGCCUUUGAAGCAGGUCCUCCAAAAACCAGUAUCCUUGGGCAGGUUAGUAAAGUGGUCUAUCGAUCUCGGCGAGUUCGACAUUUAUUACACGUCGCGCACGACUAUCAAAGGACAAGCUGCCGUAGAUUUCAUUACAGAAUUCAUACCUCAAGAAGAUGACGAGCCCUCAAACAAGUCUGUGUCGGAACCCAACACCACUCCGACAUGGACUCUCCAUGUCGACGGAUCUUCCAAUAGUAAACUCAGUGGAGCAGGAGUGGUCUUGACUGACCCAGAGGGACACGCAUACGAGUAUGCACUACAAUUCAAUUUCAAGGCCUCGAACAACGCAGUUGAGUACGAGGCACUCAUAGCUGGCAUCCAGUUGGCAAAAGAAUUGGGAGUCACGAGCCUGGAAAUCUUUAGCGAUUCCCAACUUGUCGUAAACCAGGUCGGCGGCGACUUCCAGGCCAAGGAACCACAUCUAUCUCAUUACCAAUCACUCACCAAGGCCCUACUCCAACAAUGCCUCACCAGCUACACCAUCGCCCUUAUUGCCAGAGCACAGAAUACCAAGACAGAUGCUGUCGCCCGGUUGGCGACAUCGCCGCCAAACACCGACAUCAGAAGCCUUAAGAUGGAAGUCCUAGAAAAGCCGAGUAUCGACAAGCCAUUCUCGGAAAUAUUCCUUACGGAGAGCCAGCGCCCACCCUCAUGGAUGGACCUAUUCAUUGAUUGUCUCUCCAAGGGUAUCGAGCCAUCGGACAGGGCCAUCACCACCAGACUCCGCAGAAGAGCAACACUAUACACUAUCCGCUACGCCUCCCCCGCACACCCACAGACAAAUGGCCAAGUCGAAGCAGUCAACAAGAUCAUCAAGCAGAACUUGAAAAAGAGGCUAGACGAUGCCAAGGGCUUAUGGGUAGAGAAAUUACCUGAAGUCCUGUGGGCAAUCAGAACGACCCCCACAGAGGCCAAUGGCGAGACCCCUUUCUGCAUGUCAUUUGGCACUGAGGCAGUGAUCCCGGUCGAGCAGGAGGUGCAAAGCGAUAGAGUGGCAUGCUUCAACGCACUCACUAACUCGGAAGGGUUGAAGCUCGACUUUGACCUCUUGGAAGAGCGCUGCGAGCGAGCCCACCUCCACAAUAUCAAUAACAAGCAGCGUAUCGCCCGAUACUACAACGCAAGGGUCAUGCCUCGCCUCCUCUCUGUCGAGGAUUGGGUGAUGAAGGAAAAGAUGCCACCUCCAACAGGACUGAAAGCCAAAUGGCAAGGGUCGUACGAGAUCACGGAGGCCGUCGGACCCGCUACCUUCUAUCUGAGAGGUACAGAUGGUAUUACUCUCCCACAUCCAUGGAACGCCCAACACCUCCGCUACUAUCCCAGGUAG
This is a messenger RNA of Rosa rugosa (rugosa rose), 2097 nucleotides long. RefSeq lists its product as uncharacterized. The record is from RefSeq and is a predicted model, not a curated record. The transcript is spliced from 3 exons. Lineage: Eukaryota; Viridiplantae; Streptophyta; Magnoliopsida; Rosales; Rosaceae. Gene Ontology annotation, molecular function: nucleic acid binding; RNA-DNA hybrid ribonuclease activity. The coding region runs from base 1 to 2097 and encodes 698 amino acids.